AUGAUUUCUCUCCAUAAGCCUGGCAUUCUGGUUCUGCUCGAACCCAUGUUGGCGGACUCCUCUCAGAUUAGGAUCGGGCUGAGGCUCGGCUUCCACCAAUCCAUAUCUAAUGCUUCUCAUGGUGGGAAGAUUUGGGACUUCCACCAUCACUCAAUUUCAAUUGACUUCAUUUCGGCUUCUGAGCAAUUUCUUACUUUCGCGGCUACGAUGCCUGCGCUCGGCAUCCCUCUUUUCUUCACCUGCGUGUAUGCCAAGUGCUCUUAUGUGAGGAGGGGAGAGCUGUGGGGUGAUUUGGCUGCUCAGUCCUCGGUGUUUGCCGGCCCUUGGAUUGUCUGUGGGGAUUUUAAUGCAGUCACAUCUAAUGCGGAAAGGAUUGGUGGAAAUUCCUUGUCAACUACUAGCUCCAGGGAGUUUCAAGCUGCUAUCAAUCAGGCCAGCUUGCAAGAUGCAGGCUUCUCGGGCAACGCCUUCACCUGGUGCAACAAUAGGUCAGGGCCGAACAGAAAGUGGACUAGGUUGGACCGGGCCCUUUGCUCCUCCGCUUGGCUCCACCUACUCCCCUCGUUCCUAGUCCAACACCUCCCAAGGAUCCACUCUGACCAUUCUCCGCUGCUCCUCUCUUCGCCUACGAUCCCUCCUUCCUCCCCAAAGCCGUUCCGGUUCCAGAGAAUGUGGACUCAGGACCAGAGAUUCUUGGCCCUCCUCUCCACGGCAAAGGUUGAAAUCCUUGAGCAAAAUGCCUCCCACGUCCCCUCCCCGUUGACUUUGGAUUGCUUUCACCAGGAGAAGAAGAACUUGGAGCGGCUGGAGCUCCUUGAAGAAGUUUUCUGGAAACAAAAGUCCAGGAAUAGGCGGCUCAAGGAAGGUGAUCGAAAUUUGAGGUUCUUUCACGCUUCCGCCUCUGACCGCUUCAGGAAAGCUCAGAUUAGGGAGCUGACGUUGCAAGACGGAUCCAAAACUUCGGACUUGUCUCAGAUGAAGCAGGUGGCCUCUGAGUUUUUCAAGGCCCUGUAUUCCGCGGAGCCCACUAACUCACCUAACAAUUUCACCGUCAGCAUUCCAGCGCUGGUCUCUAGUGCUGAAAAUUAUAUUCUGCUUGCGCCUCCCACCAUGGAGGAAGUCCACCUUGCAGUUAAAGCUUUACCGCUGGAGGGUGCCUCGGGCCCCGAUGGUUUUUCUUGUGCUUUCUUCGCUAGCUGCUGGCAUAUCAUUAGAGAGGACAUCCAAAGAGCAAUCAAGUUCCUCCUCCAGGGAGGUAAGAUCCCUAGAGUCUUCUCUGCAACCCUCCUUUGCUUAAUCCCUAAAAGUGCUGCCCCCAAGACCCUGUCCGAUUUUAGGCCGAUAAGUUUAUAUAAUUGCAUAUAUAAGAUUUUUUCUAAGGUAAUUACAGCCAGGUUGAGCUCCAUUCUCCCCAAGCUCAUUUCCAAAGAACAGAUGGCCUUUGUACAAGGUCGGUCCGUUUCUAAGCGCAUUGCUUUGGUCCAAGAGUUGCUCAAGGACAUCGAUAGGAAGGUCAGAGGGCACAACACCAUCUUCAAAAUUGACCUCGAGAAAGCCUACGAUCGCCUUAGCUGGUCCUUUCUCAAAGAUGUCCUCCUCAAGUUUGGUUUCUCCACUGCCUGGGUUGCUAUUGUGGAGGGUUAUUGGUCGUCCCUGUGGCUCUCCGUGCUCUUCAACGGCGAAUCCUCGGGGUUCUUCAAGUCGGGUAGAGGGCUUCGCCAGGGAGACCCCCUCUCCCCAAGCCUCUUUAUCCUAGGUUUGGAAGCAUUGAGUAGGGGCCUCUCGGCCUUAAUCCCGUCCAUCAGAUGCCAGCCCUUCAGAUCUACCAGGUUUACGCCGACCAUCUCUCACAUCCUUUUUGCGGAUGACACGAUGAUUUUCACCAACAGUGGGGCCAGGUCAGUCAGGAACCUGAUGUCCUUCCUCCAGGGCUUCUCUCGAGUGUCAGGUCUCAAGAUUAACUCGGCCAAGAGCUGUCUUAUCUCCUCCUCCAAGAUGCCGUCUUCUCGAAUCCGCAAGCUUGAGGGUUUGACAGGCUUCGCCCGUUUGCCUCCGUACUUCACCUACCUAGGGGUUCCCCGCUCCAUCGGGCGUCUCAGAUCCUCAUACUUUCAGCCUUUGGUUGACAAAAUUCUCUCUCACAUCUCGGGAUGGAAGGCCCGCUUCCUCAACCAGGCUGCCAGAUCCGUCCCAAUUAAGCACGUCCUUGCGGGUAUCCCCAUCCACACCCUUGCUGCGGUUGAUAUUCCUUCCAAAACGUUGGCUAUGCUGGAAUCUGGCUUUGCGGACUUCUUCUGGGGGUGGACUGAAGGUAACAACCUCUGGGCAGUCUUCAUGCGCGCAAAAUAUGGGAUUGUCAGCUCCCGUCCUCCCCUCGCCCAGCGCAGCGCUACGUCUCCUGCUUGGAAGAAACUCUUGCAGCAAUUUGAGUUCCUUAUGGAUCACUCUCGUCUACUCGUGGGAGAGGGAUCGAGCAAUUUUUGGGAUACCAACUGGUCUGGAAUGGGCCUCCUCAGACACCAUAUCUUAGGGGACAUUCCGACGCAUCUUCAGGAAUUGCAGAUCAAGGACUUCACUGGUCCUGAGGGCCUGUGGCCAGGCGUGACCGUCCCAUCCUCCCUUCCUGCUGAAGUUUGUGACCACAUUGCUUCGGAUGGUAUUUCCCUCACCUCUGGCCAGGACGUAUGGGUGUGGACAGCAGCAAACUUUGGAGAGUUUUUAGUUAAUUCAGCUUGGCAGAUUACCCGCCAAUUCGAAGAGGUGCAGACUUCCCACGCCAGGGCCAUCGACCUAGUUCGUAACUGGUUUUUCCGCCUUGCCUCGAAUUUCCCGCUUCCCCCUGCUAAAAACCAGAGGGAUAGAGACGCCAUUUCGGACCUCCGGCUCCCCCUCAGGGAAGGACCUCCCCGUGGCAUCUCUCUCAUCAAUUGGACCUGCCCAGUUAUGGGUUGUUUCAAGCUGAAUAUUGAUGGUUCCUCUCUUGGCAAUCCAGGCCCCUCGGCCAGCGGAGGAGUGUGCCGAGACCAUUUGGGAGAGUUUCGGUUCGGUUUUUCCAAGGGUUAUGGUCACGGCUCUAGCUUUUUAGCAGAGGUUAAAGCGGUGGUAGACGGUCUCUCCCUCUGCUUCUCCAAUGGUUACACCUCUGUUGAUGUGGAAAGCGAUUCCCUUGCGGUGGUUGAUCUGCUCUCGGGGUCUUCCAAACCUUUGUGGUUCUCCUUUUACUGGCUGAAGAAAUGUUCUACCCUAAGAGCGAGGGGAUCCAUCGCCAUUUCCUACAUCCCUAGAGAAGGCAAUCAGCUCAAUUGGUUUUCUUCAAAAAUGGUGAAGGGAAAGUGA
Magnolia sinica is the source of this 3336-nucleotide messenger RNA. RefSeq lists its product as uncharacterized. Gene Ontology annotation, molecular function: RNA-DNA hybrid ribonuclease activity; nucleic acid binding. Bases 1 to 3336 code for a protein of 1111 amino acids. Lineage: Eukaryota; Viridiplantae; Streptophyta; Magnoliopsida; Magnoliales; Magnoliaceae. The transcript has 5 exons. The record is from RefSeq and is a predicted model, not a curated record.